CAUGACAUCCCCGCCCUCGUCAUCUUCUGAAUCACCUUCGAAGGCACCGUACCCCUCUUCGUCCCUGUCCAGGUUCGACCCCUUCGCAGAGCAUCCUUUCACCAACUGCUCUGUGAAUCAAAACAUCCCCACACAGCAGUCCAACCACCACGGAUAUGCAUAUCCCUACGGUCCUUCAAUGGCGAGCUACAGUGUCACAUACAACCAAUUUCCGCAGACUUCUACCGUAACGAACGGCCCCCCUUCGAGCAGCACUCCAAGAUCCUCGCCGAAGCCCUACGGCUACUCAUCCAAUACCGCCAUUCCGUUCCGUAAGGAGACUGCGUCACCUGAGCUGGGUGAUGUGUUGAGGGCCAACAAAACCAAAGCGCCGAACUCUCUUUCCAGCUCGAAUCUUCCCAAGCAUCCUUCUCAGCCGGUUCCAAUCACGCAUCCGCGAAAGUAUUA
Molecule: messenger RNA, 447 nt
Organism: Cyclocybe aegerita
Lineage: Eukaryota; Fungi; Basidiomycota; Agaricomycetes; Agaricales; Hemipholiotaceae
Source: the annotation of a GenBank genome assembly